Molecule: messenger RNA, 1514 nt
Organism: Perkinsus marinus ATCC 50983
Lineage: Eukaryota; Perkinsozoa; Perkinsida; Perkinsidae
Exons: 9
Coding region: 8-1387 (459 amino acids)
Biological process (GO): protein ubiquitination
Molecular function (GO): ubiquitin protein ligase activity
Source: RefSeq, a predicted model, not a curated record
UUUCAUAAUGGUGGACUCUGACCCUGAGGGAUGCACCAUCUGCUUUGACGCGUACGAUGGAGGGGUCCACACGCCUAUGGUAUUGGGACGGUGCGGACAUACGUACUGUCGUAGCUGCGUUACCUCUAUUAUGAGGAGGGCUGGUGGGAACUGUAUUCGAUGUCCGGAGUGCCAGAGGGAGAGUGACGAGGCAUGCGUUGUGCCGAAUCGAGUGUUGCUGAGGCAGAUGUCGACUAGUCGUGAGUCACCGGCUGUGCGGUUUUCUCCAAUAGAAGAAGACUGUAGUAACGAUGCGGCGUUAGCUGCUGUACUUCAGAUGGAGGAAGAGAGUCUGAGUGGUAAUUGGACGCCUCCAUCGUCCGCCGAAGUGGUUGAGGCAAUCCCGAAUCGGUAUCCGAUGCCUUCAUCAUCGGGUGUGAUCGAUGGGCCUUUUGGCCAGAGUUCUUUUUAUUCUGCUCCCUGUCCGCCCAGGACCACUGUAGAGCCGGAAGCGGAGGAGGCGGUGGGGAGUAUUGAGAGCAUCAGUGAGGCAAGUAUAACGAGAAUGCCACUCGAACGGCCGACGACUGCGAAAGUGGUUGCUGCCCCUACUGGGCCUUUGGGGGAUGCGGACUGGGGAGUCGGGAGUCGAUGGGGAGAGGACAGGCGUAUCGAAAUCGCAUCUCCGAGGGAAGAAGAGGAGUCACCCAACGUUGUGUGGAAUGACUGGUGGAAUGAUAUUACUAAUAAUGGAUGUAAUUGGAUAUGGGAGGCCCGAAGGGAGGGGAAGAUCCCACUCAACAUUGGUGGAUCCGCGGCGUCGUCGGCUGACGCGGCAAGACCCGAGCAUGCGAGGGCAGCCGAGUGUUGGAGGCCACUUAGAGAUGACAAUUCGCGAAAUUUGCCUCGGUCCACCCCGGCGGAAUCGCGGGAUCCACCAGUAGCGCCAAUACCCCCUCGUCCAAGCCAGAUUCCAAUGCCGGCGUUCGCUGAUGUCACACAUGAGAGGCCCAACUCAGAAUGCGCUGGAUCCCUACCACCCUUACCUCAAGUCAUCCCUCCUGCGAUGUCGGUGCUGCCUGGUGCCAUGCAACCUAUGGAAUCGACUUCGAGCAUCGUCCCUCCACGACCGCAGUUCUCUCCUCCGCUGGCACGCAUCGGUGCUGGUCAUGUGGACCAGGGAGGUGCGCGAGCGCCACGUCGUGUAUAUCCUGCAUGUAGGGGUGGGAAACUAGCGGCCAUGGCUGGUCGGGGAAACAGCUCAAGCUCCCAUGCAGACGCAUCACGUGGCAACUCCUCGAAUGAUGAUGAGGGCGUUGGACAAACGGAGAUGUCUGGGAGCAUGAAUCGACCUGCCGAAAGAGGUAAGCUGCCGCCAAGGCCCCGUAAACCGCCAGCGAGGUCAUGAUGACCCGAGCUUCCAUAACCUGAGUAUCGACCGUAUUGAUCAAAAAUGACCAAGUUGUCCAAGCACUUGUGGCCGCCGAUAAUCGAUAAUCAUAUCGACUGUAGUCCUAUCACACAUGAUAUCGUAA